AAUUCCUUUUCUUUCCUUUCUUCUUAGUUUACCAAGGAAAAAAAAAAGUAAUAUUAUAUACUUUCUUCUUCUUUAUUCUAUUUCAUAUAUUCACAUACUCAUAUAAUGAGGCUCGCUGUCUAUGGUGGCGUGUCAUCUAUACUUGCAGUUGGUGUCAUCCUGUCAGCUUUUACUCAACGUGCCAACUUUUAUUCAGCAUGCGUAUACCUAUCAAAAUCCAGUGCUUGUAUGAUGAUCUUAUUGAACAUGGGACUCUUUUUAUCCAUUAUUGCUGGAAAAACUUUACAGGCUGUGUUUUUUGGAAGUCUUCGAGCUAUUGAAGUAGAGCACUUGUAUGAAAGAUCUUGGUAUGCCGUGACAGAAACGUGUUUAGCCAUGACAAUAUUUCGUGAAGAAUUUGAUUUACAAUUUGUAGUAGUCUUUACAACAUUACUUUUCCUAAAAAUAUUUCAUUGGUUAUGUCAAGAUCGUGUCGAGUUUAUGGAACAAAGACCAAAUCAUGGAACUCUUUUUCAUAUACGAAUGGUCAAUAUGAUGAUACUGUUAUUUUUAUUGGAUUAUUCUCUUGCUUCUCACGCUAUUCACUCUACUUGGACAAAGGGGCCAAAUAUGAUGAUCAUGUUUGGAUUCGAGUAUACUAUUAUGUUAUGUACCAUCCUUUCUAGUAUUUGCAAAUAUACCUUGAAUGUCAUUGAUCUACGUAGUACUGAACCUUGGGAAGGCAAAUCUAUGUAUGUCUUUUUUAUUGACUUGUUAACUGACUUUAUGAAACUGAUAACAUACAUUGUCUUCUUUGUGAUUAUCUGUUUUUAUUAUCAACUUCCACUUCAUAUUGUCCGGGAUGUUUAUGUUACUUUUCGAUCAUUUAUUCAAAAAUGUCGGGACCUUUAUCGGUAUAGACGUGCCACUCGAAAUAUGGAUCAACUUUAUCCUAAUGCUACAAUUGGUGAUUUGUCUCAAACAAGUGAUAGUACAUGUAUUAUAUGCCGUGAAGAAAUGCAUGCAAAUCCGCCAAAUGUCUCCUACUCCAAUUCAACCAAUGAUACUACCACUACAACAACGAACCAAGCUCCCGGAGAAACUAACGUCAACAAUGUCAACAAUUUGGAUCAACCAAAGAAAUUACCUUGCGGUCACAUUUUUCACUUCCAUUGUUUACGAAGUUGGUUAGAAAGACAGCAAACAUGUCCUACCUGUAGACGAUCUGUACUUUCUGAAGCAGAUGGUGGGAAUCAACAACAACAACAACAACAGGUUCAACAGCCACGGCAGCAACAACAGCAAACUCAACAACAACAGCAACAACAACAAACUCAACAACAGCAGCAACAAACUCAACAACAACAACAGCAGCAGCAGCAACAACAACAACAACAACAACAACAACAACAACAGCAAGCUCAACAAUACCAACAAUUAAUAAACCGAAUACAAGAAAGUAUGCAAUCAAGAUCGCAAGAUACAAACGCAACAUCGUCUAGUUCUGCACCUGCCAAUGAUGAUCUUCGUCAUUCACAGGCAUAUCCGUUUAUUCAAAGCUCUGGAUCAACUUUCAAUCCAACAACAACAUUUGGUGUAUAUGGUCCAUCUACUGCGAAUACUACUGAUCAACAACAUCUUCCUAUUCAUAUUCCUGGUUUGAUCCCCCUCGCACCCUAUACUACCGCCAACUUUAGUCAUACCACAUCAAGUGAUAUUAGCAGCAGAAUACCACCAGAACUAACAAAUGAAGAAUUGACAAGACUAUCAACAGAAACACGAGAAGGUAUGGAAGAGCGUUUGCGGGUGCUGGACAUGGUGCAAUCACAAAUCUUCGCAAGUAUGCAAUAUUUAGCAAGUGCUCUUAGCGCUUUACCGCCUCAAGUAUCAGAGGUAAAUCAACAUCAAUCUGGAUCAACAAAUGAUAAUAUUACUUCCAAUAUCUCUUCUACUGAUUUCAAUAACAAUGAUAUGGUGGAUGAUCACACAUCAACAACAACGACAACAACAAGCAGAAUGGAACAAGUACCAGAUGAAGAAAGUUCUACACAACUGAAUUCACGAAAAGAAAAAGGAAAAAUGAGAUCAUCAGAGGAUUAGAUUAGAUUAGUUAUAUAUAUUAAAUAAAGCUUUUUCAUUUACUUGUU
Halteromyces radiatus is the source of this 2126-nucleotide messenger RNA. RefSeq lists its product as uncharacterized. The record is from RefSeq and is a predicted model, not a curated record. Lineage: Eukaryota; Fungi; Mucoromycota; Mucoromycetes; Mucorales; Cunninghamellaceae. Gene Ontology annotation, cellular component: cytoplasm. The transcript has 5 exons. The coding region runs from base 106 to 2079 and encodes 657 amino acids.